AUGAAAUCAAGUACAAAACUAUAUCGUUUUCCAUUAGCAUAUGCAAGUUAUAUGCAUUCGGCAUCAAUUAGUGAAGAUUAUUUGAUUCUUACGGAUGUUCCAUUGCAUUUUAAUACAUUUUAUGCUAUGUGGAAUAUAAUUAGUUGUGGCGCAGUAACUGAUAUGUUUAAAUGGAAUAGUGAAACAAUGCCAACUUAUUUUCGUGUUAUUAGUUUAGAUACAGGUGAACAAAUAGCACAUAUUGCUGGUCCAGUAUUUUUUACAUUUCAUCAUAUUAAUUCUUAUCAGAUUAAUGAUAAUAAAAAGAAAAUCAUUGUCGAUAUUUGUGCUUUUGAUGAUCCAAGAAUUAUUAAUGAACUGUUUUUGGAUAAAUUACGCGAAAAUAUAUUUCCUUCAGGAAGUCAUCGUUAUAGUUAUGCACAUAGUCUUGUUCCAAUUCAAUUUGAAUUGCCACGCAUUAAUCCAAAAUUUAUUGGUAAACCAUAUCGAUAUACAUAUGCUAUACGUGCACCACCUGGUCGAUUGCUCGAUUCAUUAAUUAAAUUAGAUGCUCAAUCAAAAGAACAAGUAGGUUUAUGGAAAGAAGAAUGUAAAUCACCAAGUGAACCUAUUUUUGUUCCAAGACCUGAUGCUAAUUAUGAUCAAGAAGAUGAUGGAGUUGUUUUAUUGGUAGUUUUAGAUCAACAAGCUAAACAAUCAUUUCUACUUGUACUUGAUGGCAUUACAUUUAAAGAACUUGCUCGUGCUCAUCUUCCCAUAUAUAUUCCUUUAUCAUUUCAUAGCAACUUUUAUUAA
This is a messenger RNA of Rotaria sp. Silwood2, 795 nucleotides long. Lineage: Eukaryota; Metazoa; Rotifera; Eurotatoria; Philodinida; Philodinidae. The record is from the annotation of a GenBank genome assembly.